GAGGCUUUUGGAGGGAAAUUUUUGAUUUUUUGAAGUUUAAACUCACUUUUCUGAUUUUCGUUGUCGCUUUCUCUCUCUCUUUGGCCCAAAUAAGCAAGUUCAUUUCUCUGCCUCUCUCUCCUAUGUUCUUGUAAGAUACUUAUAUAGAAAAUGAGAUAUUAAAUUUAGAUUCAUGCCAUAAUCAGAGAGAUCUGAUUUUCUCUGAAGAUUUUGAAAACUUAGAAGAACUUUCUUUUUAAAACUUCAAGUCAUAGCUCAUAGUUUUUAGAUUUGUGGUUGUGUGCAUGCAAGAGCUGAAACAAAUCAUCUAGGUUUAGAAAUUAGUAGAAUCUAGAUGUCUUGUCCUGAAAAAACGACGGUGGAUCCACUUCUGAGAGAUUUGGAUGAGAAGAAAGAGAGUUUCCGGCGAAACGUGGUGUCUUUGGCGGCGGAGCUGAAGCAAGUGAGGGGCCGUUUGGUUAUUCAAGAACAAUCCUUUCUUAAAGAAACCAUAACUAGAAAAGAAGCAGAGAAAAGGGGAAAGAAUAUGGAAAUGGAGAUGUGUAAAUUGCAGAAGAGAUUGGAAGAAAGGAAUUGUCAGCUUGAAGCUUCUGCAUCUGCUGCUGAUAAGUUUAUCAAAGAGUUGGAGGAAUUUAGAUCAAAGCUUGAUGCAACCAAGCAAACCGCAGAGGCAAGUGCUGAUUCUGCUCAAUCUACACAGAUCCAAUGCUCACUGCUAAAGAAACAACUUGACGACAAAACACGUUCUCUUAGAGAACACGAAGACCGUGUGACUCAGCUCGGUCAUCAGCUUGAUGAUCUACAGAGAGGUCUGAGCCUGAGAGAGUGCUCAGAAAAGCAGCUCAGAGAAGAAGUUAAGAGAAUCGAGCGGGAGAUAACAGAGUCCAUUACGAAAGCUGGGAUAGAUGGCAUGGACUGCGAGCUCCAGAAACUUCUAGAAGAUGUCUCUCCAAUGAAAUUUGAGAGGAUGAAUAGGCUAGUUGAAGUAAAAGACGAAGAGAUUACAAAACUGAAAGAUGAGAUAAGGUUAAUGUCUGGUCACUGGAAACACAAGACUAAGGAACUCGAAUCUCAGCUGGAGAAACAGAGAAGAACUGAUCAAGAUUUGAAGAAGAAGGUACUGAAACUAGAGUUCUGUCUACAAGAAGCUAGAAGCCAGACAAGAAAGCUGCAGAGGAAAGGGGAAAGAAGGGACAUGGAGAUCAAAGAGAUAAGAGAUCUGAUAUCGGACAAACAACAGCUUAACAAUGAGUCUUGGGAUAAACAGAAGUUCUGGGACAAUUCAGGGUUCAAGAUCGUUGUGUCAAUGUCUAUGUUGAUGUUAGUGGUAGUCUCCAAGAGAUGACUCUUUGUGUUUUUUUUUUUUUUUUUGUGUAUUGUAUAAAUUUAGUUGCAGAUAGUGACGAUAAUCUAACUCAUUUAUUAAUAGUUGGUAGGUAGGUGUAUUUGUAGUCUCUUCUAGAAAACAGCUUCCAUUACAUAACUGCCAUGUCCUUGGGUACACAACCGUUAAGUUAUAUC
Arabidopsis lyrata subsp. lyrata is the source of this 1521-nucleotide messenger RNA. Its product is annotated as myosin heavy chain, striated muscle. The record is from RefSeq and is a predicted model, not a curated record. The transcript is spliced from 6 exons. Bases 335 to 1345 code for a protein of 336 amino acids. NCBI's taxonomy places the organism in Eukaryota, Viridiplantae, Streptophyta, Magnoliopsida, Brassicales, Brassicaceae.